GAGCGCGUGUGAACCCUAGAAACAGGGCACCAAACGAAAUCACACAUUUAUUAAGGUACCAACAUUGAAGACAGACAGUCUGCUCUGUGUGGGCUACAAGCUAACAUCUGCUGCAAACUUUCAGUACUCUCUGCAGGCUAUCCAUAAAGCGAGAUGAAGGGGACCGAGUCGCAGGAGAACUUGGUGCAAGAGAGUGAGUCUGUGCUCCAGACUGAGGAGUCACUUGACAGUCAGCCAGAGUUUUCACUGACUCUGACUGAGAAGCAGUUCCUCACGCACGCAGAGAGGGGUGAUUGCGCUAGUGUCAGAAGUCUACUUGAGAAAUACGAAGGCCAGCCUGAACAGCUGAACAUCAACUGCAUGGACCCCCUGAACAGAACAGCUCUCAUCACAGCCAUUGAAAAUGAGAACCUAGAUCUCAUGAAGAUCUUGCUUGAGUGGAAUAUUGAAGUGAAGGAUGCUCUACUUCAUGCCAUAAAGGAAGAAUAUGUGGAAGGUGUAGAGGUGCUCUUGGCAUGGGAGGAGCUCAAGCACAAACCAGGUCAACCAUAUAGUUGGGAGUCUCUGGACUGUGCCUCGUCCACUUUCACGCCAGACAUCACACCUCUGAUCCUUGCAGCACACACAAACAAUUAUGAGAUCCUCAAGAUUCUGCUGGACCGUGGUGCCACAUUGCCCAUGCCACAUGACGUAAGAUGUGCAUGUGAUGAAUGUGUACUAUCAAAUGAAAUGGACUCGCUGAGGCACUCUCAAUCAAGAAUCAAUGCUUACCGUGCACUCACGUCUCCUUCGUUAAUAUCACUGUCAUCUAGAGAUCCUUUACUGACAGCUUUUGAAUUAUCAUGGGAGUUAAGAAAACUCAGCCGAGUGGAAAAUCAAUUCAGUGAUGAAUAUAACGCCAUGCGGUCACAGUGCCAAGAGUUUGCGACUGCACUUCUAGAUCACAUUCGUACUUCUCUCGAGCUCGAAGUAGUGCUAAACCAUGAUCCUGACGGAGAAUACUGGGAACCUGGGGAGAGACAGACUUUGGAAAGACUGAAACUGGCCAUCAAAUACAAACAAAAGCAAUUUGUAGCUCAUCCCAAUGUACAACAGCUAUUGGCUGCCAUCUGGUAUGAAGGAUUACCAGGUUUUCGCCGUAAGAGCAUAGCAAGCCAACUUUUAGAAGUGGCAAAACUUGGUGCAAUGUUUCCUGUAUACAGCACCAUUUAUAUGCUAGCACCUACAUCUAAAAUGGGCAUGUUCAUGAAGAAGCCGUUUGUCAAAUUCAUCUGUCAUUCAUCAUCGUAUGCCUUCUUCCUCAUGUUGCUGAGUCUUGCAUCUCAGAGAGUGGAGUUCCUCGUCAUAGAAUGGUUUGGAACACCCUGGAUGAAGUCAGUCCUUGAAGACUGGAAGCGAAAAGAGCGGGGCUCACUUCCAGGGCCCAUUGAAUACUGCAUUAUCUUCUAUGUCAUAAGUUUGAUAUGGAGCGAAGUACGAUCUUUGUGGACUGAUGGUCUUCUUGAAUAUAUCAGUGACCUGUGGAACAUAGUCGACUUCAUCACAAAUGCCUUCUAUUUGAUAUGGAUCAGCCUGCGGUUUGCAUCAUGGUACAUUGUACAGACAGAGUAUCUGCAAGGAAGAAAUCCCUGGUACCCCCGGGAGCAAUGGGACCCUUAUGAUCCGAUGUUACUCUCAGAAGGUGCCUUUGCAGCAGGAAUGAUUUUCAGUUACAUGAAGCUGGUGCACAUAUUCAGUGUGAAUCCUCACCUGGGACCUCUCCAGAUCUCGCUUGGUCGAAUGAUUAUUGAUAUUCUUAAGUUUUUCUUCAUCUACUCCUUAGUUCUCUUUGCAUUUGGCUGUGGGAUGAAUCAGUUGCUUUGGUACUACGCAGACCUCGAGAAAAGAAAGUGUUAUCACAGACCAGAUGGACUGGCAGACUUUGAUAACGAAGACAAAGCUUGCUCUAUUUGGAGACGGUUUGCAAACUUGUUUGAGACAUCACAGUCACUAUUCUGGGCCGGUUUUGGGUUGGUGGACCUCAUGGCAUUUGAGCUGAAAGGCAUUAAGAGCUUCACAAGAUUCUGGGCUUUGCUAAUGUUUGGUUCCUACUCAGUGAUCAACAUUAUCGUGCUACUAAACAUGCUUAUUGCUAUGAUGUCCAACUCCUACCAGAUCAUCUCAGAACGUUCAGACACAGAAUGGAAAUUUGCACGCAGCCGUUUGUGGAUGAGUUAUUUUGAGGAAGGUGACACUGUUCCGCCUCCUUUCAACUUAAUUCCUACAACAAAAUGUUUGACCAAAUAUUUGGGCUCCAGAAAAGGCAAAAAAGGAUCUGGAUCUGUUAUGAGGAAGUCACGCAAGAGAGCAGUAGCAAGACAUGAAGCAGUGAUGCAUAUCCUCGUCAGGCGCUAUGUCACAGGAGAGACAAGGAAAAGGGAUGAGUCGGGUAUCACAGAAGAUGAUGUGAUGGAAAUCAGACAAGACAUCUCUACCCUGAGAUAUGAACUCAUUGAUAUUUUGAAAAAUAACGGUAUGAACACACCCAAACUGGAUCAGUAUGACGUUCAAGUUCCAGGAAAGAAGAAUCGCAUAAUGGAACGUCGCCUGCAGAAAGGAUUCCAGAUCGGUUUUGUAGAACGAAUUUUAACUGAAGUAAUUGAAGAUAAUAAGGAACCACGAGAUGUAUUCAGUAAAAUUGCCCAAGCCAUACACCACCAUGGAAGUUCUCAAAGUAAAAAGAAAGACUGGAAUGCCAUGGUACGCCGCAACACAAUAGUGAGAGACCCAAUUGGCAGUUCCAGUGUGGCAGAUUUGCAAAAAUCGCGCCAGAGUAUGAAGCAACAAAUUGUUAGAAACAACAUGACAGCCCUGCUCUCCAUGGACGCAGAGAAACUUGUUGAAUAUAACCCAAAACUCUCAGAAGUCACACCUGCAACUAGAGUAGCAUAUGCUAAAUUCAAGGCAGCCAAUCUAGCACAUAAACGUGAUGACAUAGAUAAUAUAGCUGAAGAAAAUGUAAUAGAAAACAGUAACAACCUUUCAGUUUCUGAUGAAAUGUCUCAAACUAAAGAAAGCUAUGACUGUCAUCCAGAAAACAAAAUUUCUCAGACAGACAUGAUAAAACCUGCUUCUAUCGCAGGGCCAUCUUGUAUUGAUGUAUCUGCCUCAUGUUCAACUGCCGUUCAUGAUGAACUGCCCCCAGGAGACUUGUCAACAUGCACUGAAACAAAGCCAGAUGAAACAGCAAACUCAUCAGUUCAUGAUGAAGCUUCAACGAUUCCAACAUUCAACACAUCUUUCUCAUCAGUCAGAAAGGACUUCAGAACAACAACUCCAAUUCAAGAAGAGGAUGAGGAAAAAAAUGCAGAAUAUUCAGAAGAAGCAGAAGCCAACUGCGAUAUGGACAUAAACAGAGGGACUUUAGAACCAAAUACUACAGAAACUAUGUCAUUGCAGAAGCCACCGAUGAAGACAGGUGGAAAGUCUAAGCUAAGUGGAGAAGUCAUUACUGGCUGGCUGUAGUGCAGAAGCACACAUAUCAUGAAAACGAGUUGAUUAUCAUAUGUAUAUCACUCUCAUGUACAUGAUAUGUUAGCAGGUGUUUCAACUCCCACAUUCAGACAGACUGGUUGUUGUUAUACUGAAAGAUCUGUUAUUUCUUAUUCUUUUAU
Molecule: messenger RNA, 3653 nt
Organism: Cryptotermes secundus
Lineage: Eukaryota; Metazoa; Arthropoda; Insecta; Blattodea; Kalotermitidae
Gene: trp
Product: transient receptor potential protein
Exons: 17
Coding region: 154-3504 (1116 amino acids)
Biological process (GO): calcium ion transmembrane transport; regulation of cytosolic calcium ion concentration; manganese ion transport
Cellular component (GO): membrane; cation channel complex
Molecular function (GO): inositol 1,4,5 trisphosphate binding; store-operated calcium channel activity; protein binding
Source: RefSeq, a predicted model, not a curated record